UAUUACGUUAGUACGUUUGCGACCGUGCAGAUCUGUGUGAUAUGCCAGCGCGCCAAAAGUGUCCAAACAAAAGCAAGAGGUAAAAGAAGGUCGUGCGUAAAUGUAAAGAAGGAAAGGUUUAGAAUAACAAAUAUUAGACAUCGUAGGGUAAUUUCUGAGAGGGGGGCUACACGAAUCGUCGGCAGGAUGGGUUUGCUCGACCGGUGUCAGCAGCUGUUCAAGGCGGCGAGCCUGUACGAGGUGCUUGGCAUCAAUAAAGAGGCGACCGAGGCAGAGAUACGGAGAAGCUACUACAAAGUGUCGCUAAAAGUCCAUCCAGACCGGGCCCCAGAAGACCCGCUGGCUACUGAGAAAUUCCAGGUCUUAGGAAAGUUGUACGCGGUGCUGAGUGACAAGGAGCAGAGGGCUGUUUAUGACGAGCAGGGGGUGGUGGACGAAGAGUCGGAUGCCCUUAGUCAGGACCGCUGCUGGGAAGACUACUGGAGGCUACUAUUCCCGAAGAUCACCCUGCAGGACAUCCUUGAUUUUGAGAAGCAAUACAAGGGCUCUGACGAGGAGAGGCAGGACUUACUCCAGCUGUACAUGCAGCACGAGGGUGACAUGGACGCUAUCAUGACCUCAGCUCUCUGCAGCUCCCAGGAAGACGAACCCAGGCUGGGCGACAUCAUCCGGACCGCCAUCCAGAGCGGGGAGGUCUCAGAGUUCCCUGCCUUCGCUAAGGAGAGCGAUAAGAAGAAGAGAGCUCGGAGAAAGAGGGCUGACAGAGAGCGACAAGAAGCAGAGGAGAUGCAGAAAGAGAUGGGGCUCGGUCAGGAGGACGACAGUCUGGCGAUGAUGAUCAAGCAAAGACACAAGUCCAGGGAGCAGAACUUUAAUAGUUUCCUGUCCGAUCUGGAGGCAAAGUACUCCAAAAAAAGUGGAAAAUCCCAAAAAGCACAAAGAGGAAAGAAGUGAGGUGUGGACCGAAAAAAAAAAAAAGUUAAGCCCCUUUAUUUUCAUUGUUUUAUCGUUAUAAUGUUCUUGUAAUAAAAUGUAAUUGCACUUUUUUGUUAGUGCCAUCAUAGAACAAUAAAGUUAAAUAUUCUUG
Molecule: messenger RNA, 1087 nt
Organism: Dunckerocampus dactyliophorus (ringed pipefish)
Lineage: Eukaryota; Metazoa; Chordata; Actinopteri; Syngnathiformes; Syngnathidae
Gene: dnajc9
Product: DnaJ (Hsp40) homolog, subfamily C, member 9
Exons: 5
Coding region: 187-954 (255 amino acids)
Cellular component (GO): nucleus; cytoplasm
Molecular function (GO): heat shock protein binding
Source: RefSeq, a predicted model, not a curated record